This is a messenger RNA of Spinacia oleracea (spinach), 1757 nucleotides long. Its product is annotated as fasciclin-like arabinogalactan protein 21. The record is from RefSeq and is a predicted model, not a curated record. The transcript is spliced from 2 exons. Bases 84 to 1355 code for a protein of 423 amino acids. Lineage: Eukaryota; Viridiplantae; Streptophyta; Magnoliopsida; Caryophyllales; Amaranthaceae.
AAAUCAUGUUCCUACUUACCAUUUCCUCAUUCUAAGAUUUCUAAGACCUCUCUCUCUCUCCUCCAAACCUUCCCUUUUCACCAAUGGCGUCUCUGUUCCAGGGCGUCAUUUUCUUCUUUGCCAUCUUCACCUUUGUUUCACUCGUUUCCGCCAUUGAACCAACCUUCUCCACCUUCACACUCUCACCAUCUCCGCCCUCACCUUCACCUUCAUCUACCACCACCACCACUCCUCCGCCUUCGUCCCUUCCGUUCUCCUCCUCCGAAGUUCUAAAUCAACCUCAGUUUCUCUCUCCUCUCUCCACCAUCACUAAAGUACUCGGUGAGCUCGGCUUCCAUGAGCUUGCCAUGGCGUCACACUCGCUCUCUCUCUCCUCCGCCUCGCACCUCCCGUGGUUCGGCCCUGUCACAAUCUUCGCACCGGUCGAUUCCUCAGUGCGAACAUGUCCUUCGUGUUCGCUCACUCUUCUCCUGCAGGAGCACACAGUUUCUGGCUUGUUCUCCAUCGACUAUCUCAGUCGCCUUAUCUUCGGCACGAAAAUCGAGACUGUGCUUCCCGGCCGCUGCCUCACCGUGACCUCAUCCGCCAACGCCUCCGCUAUCUUUAUCGGCGGUGCACAGAUAACCCAGCCAGAGCUCUUCGUCAGUGACCACGUCAUCAUCCACGGUCUUCAAGGCUUCAUCUCUCACGUCUCGCCGUAUUCCUGUUCCAUGGACAAGUUGACGUCACUCGCUCUGCCUCAUCCUAACCCUGCCGUCGCACUCAACCGCAUGAUGCUCGCCGAAGCGAUGAUCCGCCUCAGAGUGAGCGGUUACAGCGUCCUUGCGAUUGCGAUUCGUGUCAAGUACGCCGAACUGGUGACUCUUCACAACAUGACAAUCUUCGCUGUUGACGAUUCCUCCAUUUUCCACGGUGGUCAUGCCUACGUCCACAGCGUUCGGUUCCACAUUAUUCCUAACCGCAUGCUCAAGCUCGCCGACCUCGAGUCUCUCCCAGCGUCAACGGUCCUUCCGACGCUAGCACUCGGCGAAAAUCUCAUCAUCACCACUGCCGGAGGUGGCGGUGCGCUUUCUCCGAUGAGGAUUAACUAUGUCGAAAUCAAGUAUCCUAACCUCAUCUACAAUCAGAAGCUUGUUGUGCACGGACUCGCCUCGCCCUUCCCUCAUCUCCGUCAAUCAAUGAUGGCAGUUAAUACUGGACGGUCAGGAUUCUAUUCUAGCACCUCUGAUGAGGUUGGAUCUGAUGAGAGAGCCUCCAGCCCUGGUAAUGUGCGCCAAACUACUGAGCCUGCUGUGCCCUCCCCUGUGAUGAAAUCGAUGGUUGAGAUGAUAGAUGAUGUUCAUCAAGGUCUAUGAUCGAUCAUCAUUAUUUUGGUCAGCUUCUAAGUGUUCCACUUGAUUUAGUUAACAAAUGUCUCUGCAGCAGCAAGCAAUGUUAACAUCUUGCCAGGCAUGUAUUCUUGAAGGCCUUGGAACUUGCUUAACAUUAGCGUAUUGAAGAACUAUAACUGUUACUCCUAUUCUGUUUUCAUUCUGUUUCUUAAUCACAAGUCGUACAAAUUAUCUUCUCCUGUCUUUAUUCCUCUUGGUGACAAUUUCUUUCUUCAUUUUUAGGCUAUGGAAGAAAUCAUUCAUUAUUCGUUUUCAGUUUUAUCUGAGUAUUAUUUGGUGAUUUUACCAAAAAGCUCUGUAGUUUGGGUUCUGCUCUUUAUUUCCUGUUACGUAUUCUAGUAUCUAAAUUCUAUGAUCUUCGUCCAA